CCUCCUUCAAGUUCUCAAGGGGUCUUCGUAUGGCUUUGCCCAACUGGCAUCCUGAUGCCGAAGAAAUAGCCCGCAGAAGGGUUGAGGGCCAGACUGGAUAUGAUCUACAAUUACGGCAGACUUUUCAAGAAGAUAUAAAUGUGGUCUCAAUGACUCGACGGGAUGUCUUGUUGGACCUCGAUCUGUCACCAUCCGACUGCCUUUACCGACUUCGACGCGAAGAAAAUGACGCAGCACGAGUGAUUUAUGUUCACGUUGUCGACAUUGACCUCCUGCCUGAAGAGUCGCAAACAUCAGCCUUUGAACUGAUUCGCGAUCUAUCUCGCUUCAGAGGCUGGGACGAUAGCUGGGACACACUGACCAUUUCCAAGAGCGGUGACACUGAUGUUCAGUGUGUUCCGAAUGCUUUCAAGCUGCACGCAAUUCCUCAAAGCAUAGCCUGCGGAUCAUAUCCCUUAUUUGACAUCCUGGACUUGGAAGUUAUCACCUCGAAGAAGCCUCGCGUCGCAUAUGUCAAAAACGGAACCGAACAAUGCUAUCUGAAAUACGCAAGAUUUGCCUUCGAAAUCCAGUGGACUACACAAGAAUUGGGAGCCUACCAUGCGCUCGCACAAAAGAAGUCACGGCUGGCACCUCAAUUGUUGGGAUAUGUCUUUGAGGGACCAAACCGCCGCAUUAUUGGAUUUCUUCUCGAAGCGUUAGUCGGUCGGCCUGCCAACAUCACGGACGAAAAGCUUUGCGAAGAAGCCCUUCAAAGCUUACACGACUUGGGCAUUACGCAUGGUGAUCCAAAUAAGGAAAAUAUUCUCAUAACAGAUUCGGGACCUCGAUUCAUCGACCUCGAAGACUCUGUCAUGCAGCCCCUUGACAACCCUCAAGCCUGGGAAGCUAUGAAGAAUGAAGACCUUUGCAAAAUGAAAAUGCAUCUGCGCAGGUCUUCCGAUGCCGGUUGCUCCUGGUCCUAGCCGUCUUCAGCGGUAAAUUCAGGCUACAUGGAGUCGUUAAUCGAUGGCCUCCCGAUGUGGAAUCUCUUAUCGCACCUUAGCCGCUCUGUAAACAUUUUCGACACUUAUGAGUGGAUCUCUUGGCUUCUUGAUAUCUCCAGACGCCUGUUGCACAUCUUUGAUCCUCUUUGGCAGCGUGUUUGGCGCAUUUGACAAAGACGCUGUUGAGCGAAUGUCCACAUGUGUAACAGAUCUGAUAUUGGACACACACUUCUUGCUGACGUGGCAUUCUAAACGCGGGGUUGAAAGGGCGAAUCGAAUUGGUGUACUCAAUGUCGCAGCAACCAAAUGGUCCGUCUGUUUUGAACUCACAAGCAGGGCGUAUAAGCAUGGGGACUUGAAGAGUUCUCAACGUCGAGAGGUCUUGCGAGACCUACUUUAUACACCAGAUUUCGGGACCAGGACUGGAGAUACCUUGAAGUCGAAGUCAAGACCGUGGCCUGAGGCUAGACACGCUGAACCAAGUAACAUCUGUGAGCAGGGCGGGGAUUCCGCUGGGAAGGUUACACUACAUAGCCUGGACCCAACUGGCCCAAGGCCACCUAACGCUGUCGUCCUUUUCGUUACGAGGGCAGCGUUUGUAUGCAUCUAUCAAACGACGUCGUGCAUUGGCACUAGCAUACCCAAACUACAUGUGUUGUUUAUUAGAAUGAGACUUACCAGAAACGCGUGUCCAAUCACUGCGAGACACGACUUCAACUUCCGGCCCAACUCUGUUGCCUCCAACACGAGCUGCGAAAUGGUUGCAAUGGCCUCUAUGAGCAAUGCAUUUGUACAGACCCUAAGUGUAAGGCAUAUGAUGAAGGCUUUGGUCUGAAAGACACAAAAGGAUCACGUCCAAGAGCUCCGUGGGUGGUUCUGGGAGCACGAUUAAGAACCAGCAGAAGCGGAAGGUAAGCCUCAGCAGCUAAUCAUGGUCGGAAAGCGCACGGUGGGCAACAGGAUUUUUUGCACGAAAUACCUACAGUACUGCAGUACUUUCGCCCCUAUUCCCCAGAGAUCGGCCAUUCGCGGUGAGUUCACUGAGUUGGUGCCGGUGUUCGCUAGACCAUGCGUUCUUUACCCUCCUGUAGGGCUAUCCCGCGGUAUAUGAUUGGCAUUUAUUAAACUACCAGGAAUCUCUUCAAUCGUUCAAUCUCCCGGAGGAUCCUGAAGACCUUCCUUGCAGGCCACUUGCAUACCUGGCAGACUGGUCUGGCCACCACCUUGCAAUUGAUGAACCUUGAUUCGGAUGUAUAAGCAUGCCCGCUAUGC
Messenger RNA from Exophiala dermatitidis NIH/UT8656, 2258 nucleotides. RefSeq lists its product as uncharacterized. The transcript has a single exon. The record is from RefSeq and is a predicted model, not a curated record. The coding region runs from base 30 to 965 and encodes 311 amino acids. NCBI's taxonomy places the organism in Eukaryota, Fungi, Ascomycota, Eurotiomycetes, Chaetothyriales, Herpotrichiellaceae.